AUGCCUCCUCUAAAACGCAACGACGAUGUCAUCCAAACACUCUCUGCUCCACUGUCGGAACGAGCCAUCAAUACCGACUCUAAUACUGCCGAUAGCUCCAAAUUCGAAGUUCCUAAGGCAUUCGAUACUGGCUUCUCAAAUAAUUUCACCAACUCAUGCGCAAAUUUCCUCAAUCGCCUACGCCAAAGUACAGACUUUAACAACUGCCACCCUUUCUCCUUAUUGAUACAAACAUCAAGCGGUUUUUUUGAUGCCUCCAAGUCUACACUCCGUAUUACACAAACCCUCGAUGCGACCUGCGCAGUAAACGCAGCGCAAUGCAAACCAAUCCUGGACAAUUUCGCGAUAGAACUGCUAUCAGAGACGGCAUGCAAGUCCGACUAUGAAACCGAUAAUCCCUUGGUACUGCAAGCUUACAACGGCCUCGUCGCAUACCAGCCAUCGUACCAGGCAAGCUGCUUGCAUGAUGACCAAGGAAACUAUUGCUUCGCAAAUGCCGUUAGCAACACGUCAUCACCAGGAGAUUCAUACCCAUAUUACCUACCUAUUGGCCAGGAACUUCCCGGCGGAUCACGACCAACUUGCAACUCGUGCCUACAACAAGCAAUGAGCGUAUUUUCCUAUUACGGCAACAACGCUACGCAACCUCUUUCGAAAACCUACACCUCAGCCGCCCAGCAGAUUUCAAUAGCAUGCGGCUCGACAUUCGUUAACGUCACGGCCGCCCCUCUUAAAGCUGCUGCACCAACCACGAGCGUCACAAUCACACCUACGAUAACCUUGAUCUUAAUGUUUGUACUCUAUUUCUUCCAGUGA
Molecule: messenger RNA, 816 nt
Organism: Alternaria atra
Lineage: Eukaryota; Fungi; Ascomycota; Dothideomycetes; Pleosporales; Pleosporaceae
Exons: 2
Coding region: 1-816 (271 amino acids)
Source: RefSeq, a predicted model, not a curated record